AUGGCUUCCCUCAACCUCUCGACGAACGGCCCAUCGAUAACGAAAAGCUACCAGUCGGUGGUAAAUGCCCCAGCUCCCACCGGUCCCGCCGCGGCCUCCCCAACAUACGGAUCAUGGGCCCUGUUCUCCGUUACAGCUCCGCUGGUAAAUGCAUUCCAACAAGGCGGUGCUCAGAAGGAGAGUGUACUGAAGGUCCAAAGCACUGGAGAGGGAGAACUAGUAGACUUGAUCGAGGACUUCUCUGAUGGGAAGAUACAGUUCGGUUUCGUCAAAGUAAAGGACCCGAAUACCAGUCUUCCAAAACAUGUUCUCAUAGCAUGGUGCGGAGAGGGAGUCCCUGAACGAACCAAGGGCUACUUCACCAGCCAUCUGGCGGCAGUCUCGAAAUUCUUGCAGGGCUACCAUGUCCAAGUUACUGCACGAUCUGACCGUGACCUUACUCCCGAAAGUAUUAUUCAAAAGGUAGCUGAUGCAUCCGGUGCUAAAUACUCUGGAGACGCUUCUGUUCCACCUCCCACUUCGACGAAACCUCCGGUGGCAGCGAAGCCGGCCUUCAACCCUACCCGUACCGGGGGAUCGUUCAAACUUCCUGCGCGGGGUAGUCAACCCGGCUACGCAAAGAAUGAGCCAGUUGAUGAAGACGGAUGGGGAGCAGAUGCCCCUCCGGUUACGAGAACGCAGCUCGAGAAGGUUGCACCAGCAUACAAACCGACCACGGUAAAUAUGAAGGAGCUUACCUCGCAAAAGUCAGCUACAACCUCAGGACCUACUGUUGAGCGGGAGGCUUCCGGUGAUGUAGUCAAAGGUACAUACCAACCAAUUGGCAAGGUCGAUAUUGCAGCCAUCAGAAAGCAGGCACGAGAGGCUGGACAGGAUAUAAAUGACCGUCCAGAGGUAGUCAAGGGAGCUUAUCAACCUGUUGGAAAGGUAGACAUCGCUGCUAUCCGAGCCAAGGCUAAAGGUGAAGCUGGAAAUACCCCAAGCUCGAUCUCACCUGCAGCCACUGGAGGUUCUGGCGGUAACGAUGAACAGCCAAAAUCCCUCUCUGAACGCUCUGCAGCCUUCACUGCUUCAGAAAGGCUGACAAGUCUUCCCAAGCCGAAAGUCGCUAGUAAGUUUGGUGCUGCUGCUUCGUUCACUGGAACUAAAGCUCCUCUACCUGGCGGGUUCGAGGCCAAAACACCUGUGGCUGCAGCCCCCGUUGGAAUCGCCAGCCGCACUUUCGCCGACCAGGGAGGUAAAACGCCAGCUCAACUCUGGGCCGAAAAGAAAGCCAAACAGGGGGGUGUUGUUAACCCGUCGCCUGCUCCAGCGUCACAGCCUAGGGAUACGCAAUCAAGCCAGGAAACAGGCUGGAAGAGCUCAUAUACCGGAAAAUCUUGGGCUCCAGUUAACACAACGCACACGGGUACAUCCGCCAGCCAUGCAGAGGGCGCCGCUGCGGAAGAGGAGGAGAAGGAGGAACCCCAGACCGGAAAUGUCGGUUCUAUCCGAGACCGAUUUGCUCACGCUGCUCCCAUUGGCGUCUCCAAUUACGAACGGUCCGCCCCCUCUCCGCCGCCCCUUGAUACCAGCAACAAGCCUACUGCAGGCCGUGGUGUCCCAAUUCCCGGCCUUUCCCAGCCACCAGCUGCACCUGAACCAGCACACGAGGAAACUCAGCGCUCCGUCCCACCUCCACCUCCCGUCCCCGCCGAGCCAGAAGAGGAGGAACAAGAGGAAGCUCCCGGCUCGCCUAUCCGGGUAGCAAUGCCUGUUGGGCGUGGACCUGCGCACGAUGACCAUCCAACAGAGCCAGAGCAACCACCAGCGCCAGUAAUUACUCAACACCAGGCUGUGCAUGAAGAAGUGCCAGAACCACCAAAGGAGGAAGAGCAAACUCAUACCGCAGCACCGGUGGCUGGCAGUGGAAUCCAGGCCAUUGCGCAGUACGACUAUGAGAAAGCCGAAGACAACGAGAUUGAGUUGCGAGAGGGAGAGCGCAUCACCAACAUCGACAUGGUUGAUGAAGAUUGGUGGCUUGGGGUCAACUCCAGCGGUGAAGCCGGUCUCUUCCCAAGGAACUACGUUGAGCUCGUUGAGGGUGAAUCUGCCGCCGAAGUUGCUCCCCCAGCACCAGCUCAGCCUGCCCAUGAAGAACCAGCCGCACCAGCCGCAGCAGCCGCAGCUCCUCCACCUCCACCCGCAGCACCACCCGCAGCCGCCAAACAACACACAGCCACUGCCCUGUAUGACUAUGAGGCAGCAGAGGACAACGAGCUUAGCUUCCCAGAAGACGCUAAAAUUACCAAUAUCGAAUUCCCCGAUGAAGAUUGGUGGACGGGCGAAUACCAGGGUAAAGUGGGUUUAUUCCCGGCGAACUAUGUGCAGCUCGACAACUAA
Microsporum canis CBS 113480 is the source of this 2382-nucleotide messenger RNA. Its product is annotated as app1. Gene Ontology annotation, biological process: regulation of actin filament polymerization. The transcript has 4 exons. The record is from RefSeq and is a predicted model, not a curated record. Gene Ontology annotation, molecular function: actin filament binding. Gene Ontology annotation, cellular component: plasma membrane; actin filament; site of polarized growth. The coding region runs from base 1 to 2382 and encodes 793 amino acids. Lineage: Eukaryota; Fungi; Ascomycota; Eurotiomycetes; Onygenales; Arthrodermataceae.